This is a messenger RNA of Neopsephotus bourkii (Bourke's parrot), 654 nucleotides long. RefSeq names its product lin-7 homolog B, crumbs cell polarity complex component (gene LIN7B). Bases 16 to 621 code for a protein of 201 amino acids. The transcript is spliced from 5 exons. Gene Ontology annotation, molecular function: L27 domain binding. The record is from RefSeq and is a predicted model, not a curated record. Gene Ontology annotation, cellular component: basolateral plasma membrane; MPP7-DLG1-LIN7 complex; cell-cell junction. Gene Ontology annotation, biological process: maintenance of epithelial cell apical/basal polarity; protein localization to basolateral plasma membrane; neurotransmitter secretion. Lineage: Eukaryota; Metazoa; Chordata; Aves; Psittaciformes; Psittacidae.
GUUCAGUGGGGUGCAAUGGCCCCCAUGCACCCCAUCGCCGGGGGGCGGGCGGUGGAGCUGCUGGAGCGGCUGCAGCGCAGUGGGGAGCUGCCCCCCCAGAAGCUUCAGGCGCUGCAGAGGGUCCUGCAGAGCAAGUUCUGCUGCGCCAUCCGCGAGGUCUAUGAGCAGCUCUAUGACACCCUGGACAUCGCUGGAAGCCCCGAGAUCCGGGCCCAUGCUACAGCCAAGGCCACCGUGGCUGCGUUCGCGGCCAGCGAGGGCCACGCUCACCCGCGCGUGGUGGAGCUGCCCAAGACCGAGGAGGGGCUGGGCUUCAACAUCAUGGGGGGCAAGGAGCAGAACUCCCCCAUCUACAUCUCGCGCGUCAUCCCGGGGGGGGUGGCGGACCGGCACGGGGGGCUCAAGCGGGGGGACCAGCUCCUGAGCGUCAACGGCGUGAGCGUGGAGGGGGAGCAGCACGAGCGCGCGGUGGAGCUGCUGAAGGCGGCGCAGGGCUCGGUGAAGCUCGUGGUGCGCUACACCCCCCGCGUGCUGGACGAGAUGGAGGCGCGCUUCGAGAAGCUGCGCAGCGCCCGCCGGCGCCAGCACCACAGCUACACGUCACUGGAAUCGAGGGGGUAGGACACCCCCAAACCCCAUCGGACCCCCCCCCCG